Amoebophrya sp. A25 is the source of this 457-nucleotide messenger RNA. The record is from the annotation of a GenBank genome assembly. NCBI's taxonomy places the organism in Eukaryota, Dinophyceae, Syndiniales, Amoebophryaceae.
GCUGGCUCAAACGAUCUGGUAGACGACUUCGAUUUUACGGAUAUUGACCAUGUUAUGGAAACCAUGAAGGAGAACGUUAAAGAUCAACUUGCCGAAACGAAAGCAGCCGCUGAUGCUGAACAGCCGGAACAAAAAGCCACGAGUGCGCCCGGACCGCCAGAUGUUUCCACGAGGAAUCUGCAGGACUUGCUGAACACUUUGAACGAAAUGAAUGUGAGAAAGCUGGCGAAGACAUACUUGCCUUAUCUCAAGGCAUGGAAUGCACUCGAGAGCCACUUGAAGGCUCUGACACAAUUCUCCAGCAAAGUCGACGAAGAAACGCCACGUGUUGUAGAACCUGUGGACAUUAAGGGAGGAGACGAACUACGCGAUGCCUUAGAGAAUGUCAAAAACGCACGCGAGGAUGGCUUCGGUUUCUUGAAAGAGCCAGUAACGAAGCUCGAAUCGGCAGCGCAAG